This is a messenger RNA of Medicago truncatula (barrel medic), 1175 nucleotides long. RefSeq lists its product as uncharacterized. Bases 25 to 1143 code for a protein of 372 amino acids. Gene Ontology annotation, biological process: exocytosis. Gene Ontology annotation, cellular component: exocyst. NCBI's taxonomy places the organism in Eukaryota, Viridiplantae, Streptophyta, Magnoliopsida, Fabales, Fabaceae. The transcript has a single exon. Gene Ontology annotation, molecular function: phosphatidylinositol-4,5-bisphosphate binding. The record is from RefSeq and is a predicted model, not a curated record.
AAAUUUUAAACAACUGAAUAGAAAAUGAUACCCGUGAUCAUCCGAAUUCGGAUGUGCCUGUUGCAGACAAAAGUGUGGAGAUUUGUGGGCUUUGCUUCAGCUGCUGUUGGAUUGCUCUGUUAUGCUCUCAGCACUUCCUUCAACCAUCUAUUUGGAAAUUGGAAUUUGUUGAAGAUAUUUCUUUACACUCUUUUCAGUUUCAUCAUGAUUUUGUAUGCAAAUAUAUGGAAAAACUCUAGAAGUCUUCGGUUCAAAGCUCAUACAGCUUUUUUAGUAUUGACAAUCACCUCUGUCUAUUCAUUUUUCUUUGAUAAAGUGGUGAAUGGAAAACCAGAUGCAUAUAGCUUGAUUUCAUGUGCCGCCUUUGCUAUCAUGUCAAUGAGCUUGUCAAGGCAAUCUCAGUGUGGAAUCGAAGUGGAUCUUCUUUACUUUUUCCUUGGAUGUCUAAUUAUGCAACUCAUGAAGAUUAAACUGCAAUUAGUCAUUGUUGGAGCAGGUUUCAGCUAUUCUCUUAUUAUUAUACGUUCUUCGUUAUCUUCCACAAAUUCCGUACCGGAAAAUGAGUAUUUUGGAGUUGGACUCCGCGGUGAAAAUUCAGUAGUUAUUGAAAUGGAUUCACUACUAAGGCCCAGUAAUGAUAUUUAUUCUGGAAUGAUGCAACAACUUACGACUUGUAUAAAUGCACUUCAACAGGAUAGUUUGAAUAUCAUUGACAGGCUAAUGGAGGAAUACAAUCAAGGUAAGUGUGAUUUUGAAAUGGAUACUCUGCCGUCAGAAAAGCUACAUAAUCUUCAUGAAAUUGUGAAGUUGAUGCUAUGUGCUGGGUAUGAGAAAGAGUGCUCUGCUGUGUACAUCAGUUGGCGGAAGGUACUCUUGCAGAAGGGUCUACUAAAUAAAAUAUUUGUGUUGCCGGAGGCAAAGAUCAACACCGAGCGUGAAAGAGAGCGAUACUUAGAUACCAUGUUUCAAAGAUGGAUGACUGCUUCUGACAUAGCUACGACGGUUUUGUUUCCAAUUGAACAAAAAUUCUGCGAUCUUGUCUUCUCAGGGUUCUCCUCUGCCACUUCUCAUUGUUUCAUUGAGAUUUGCCAAGAAGCAACGUUUCAGCUGCUCAACUUUGCAGAUGUGACACUACUACAAUAAUGACAUUUAGCAACAUUUGAAAAUUGUAACUA